AUGGACUUAUCACUGCUUAAGGAUCCCAGGAAUGCGCCCUGCACUUCCCCCUCUGCGGCUGGGGAGACCAUACCUGCAUGGCUUUAUCGACGGGCCCUGUAUCUGCUGGACAGAGAUUGGAGGGCCGGCACGUCCGGGAGUUAUCAACACAUUCGAGAUGUUCUCACGAUACAAACAGGGCUUCGUAUCCCUGAUGCUCUUAUGACCGCUAUUGUGGCUCAGUUCGCUAGCUUUGGCGGAAAUAUACUUGCACAAAUAAGGGCCUUCCCCGAAGCAGAAAUGAGCCCUAUUGCAUUAGACCAGAUCCAACUAGUGCGUCCCUUUCGUGAACAGACAUCGACUGCACCGAGCAAAACAAAAAGACUGCCGGGUAUGGGUAUGCGCGAGAUUGCAGAAGCCAUUCUUAGCAAUUGUACGGUGACGUAUGGCUCAACAGCAGCGGCUCAGAGGCGGCCUGGUCUUCUGCCAAAUGAUCCUAUCGCUGAAGAAGCGAGAAAACGACUCCAAGAAUCCCGAGAGCAAUCAGCGGCUCGCCGAGAAUCAGACAGAAUGACGCGCGAAUCAGAAGCUGCCAAUUCUGAAAGGAGUGACGAUGGUGGAGGGAUUGAAGGCAAUAAAGCCACUCCAAAUGCAGAUGAUACUACGGCUCACUACAGUCCUAGAGCACUCGAGGCCGCCCAUAUUCUUUUCAACAUUCAUAACGAAGUACUACUACAAGCCUCCAAAUCACAAAUCCACCUCCAAGGUACGGGAAUUAACCAAGAAACAGAACGCGCUGAUCACGGAUAUAAUCUUCGAGCGCGACAAUCUAGCCGCAGUCUACAUCGGCUACAUUGCUGGCAGUCAUCAAGAGACCAGUUUCCAGCGUUUCCUGCAGACAAUCAAGUAAGUCAGGUUCAACAGAGACUUCCCGACGACGAGGAGCAUGAAUCGACCUCGCACUCCAAUGACAAACAUGAAGAUGCUAACACCAAUGCCAAUGCAGAGGAAACGCACAUUCAAGAUGAUAUCCCGUCGGCGUCGGAGUCUGAAGGAAGCCCGACAGGGAAAACACAUCGCUCGGUCCAAAGGCGUCUGCGCCUUCUGUUAGAACCCGUGCGAUUCAACGCAGGCAUCGGUCCUUUAGAGAACAACCACAAUGGGGAACGAGUGAGCCGUCACGUGAAUUACAUCGCUGAUCCAGCAGAUUACAGAUUAUAUCGGACUGUCUCAGGUCAGCCAUACCGUGGGACACAUCAUGGACGGCCGAGUCUGCCCUCGUCGCUGCCAAGGGCUGAACGGCCUACAAACAUUAGCCAAUACGAGCUCGACCCCAACUUGCACUAUUGGAGUAGUGUGGAUGGUUUGAAAACUGACAUGAAGCCGUUUAAGCCAGAUCCAAAUCCAGCUCCUCCUAAGCCAAGGAAGUGGGAGUAUGUGAUUGCUGCGGCGCAAAGAGAAGAGGGCGCACAGCGCGGUCUUAUGGCAGCCGGCGGCAAGGCCAAAUGUCAAAAGGGCAAGGCAGCGAGUGCGAACAGUAGAGCCAAAGCCCCUGAGAGCACGAAGAAACUAAAGAGCUCGCACGCAAAGCAAACAGCGACAGUAAGCCGUCGCGGAGCAGUGAAGGCUCCCACAUCACUUGGAGCUUCGACACGAGAAACCAGGUCCGCGGUCAAGAGGAAAAGGGACGAAGCCGCUGAGACCGACAAUAGCGACAGAGGCAGUGGACAAUCGGGCAGCGACAGACCAAGCGGCAGUGACGAAGCGGCGCCUCUACCGAAGAGACCGCGUAUAAAACUAAUCGUUAGGGCGCCAUAG
Molecule: messenger RNA, 1797 nt
Organism: Cladophialophora bantiana CBS 173.52
Lineage: Eukaryota; Fungi; Ascomycota; Eurotiomycetes; Chaetothyriales; Herpotrichiellaceae
Exons: 1
Coding region: 1-1797 (598 amino acids)
Source: RefSeq, a predicted model, not a curated record